Messenger RNA from Sporothrix brasiliensis 5110, 1203 nucleotides. Its product is annotated as flap endonuclease-1. The transcript has 3 exons. Lineage: Eukaryota; Fungi; Ascomycota; Sordariomycetes; Ophiostomatales; Ophiostomataceae. Gene Ontology annotation, cellular component: cytoplasm; nucleus. The record is from RefSeq and is a predicted model, not a curated record. Gene Ontology annotation, molecular function: 5'-3' exonuclease activity; DNA binding; 5'-flap endonuclease activity. Bases 1 to 1203 code for a protein of 400 amino acids.
AUGGGUAUCAAACAGCUCUUCCAGAUUGUCAAGGAGGAGGCACCCGAUGCCGUCAAGGAGGGGGAGAUCAAGAACCAGUUUGGCCGGAAAGUAGCAAUUCUAACACGGUCACAGGAUGCAUCUAUGAGCAUCUACUCGUUCCUGAUUGCCGUGCGUUCCGACGGCCAGAUGCUGAUGAGCGAGGCCGGCGAGACCACAUCGCAUCUCAUGGGCAUGUUCUACCGCACACUGCGCAUGGUCGACAACGGCAUCAAGCCACUCUACGUUUUUGACGGCGCGCCGCCCAAGCUCAAGUCCGGCGAGCUCGCGCGCCGUUACAUGCGCAAACAAGAAGCCACCGAGGGCCUGGAGGAAGCCAAGGAGACGGGCACAGCCGAAGACAUUGAGAAGUUCUCGCGCCGCACCGUCCGCGUCACCCGCGAGCACAACGAGGAGUGCCAGCGCCUGCUGAAGCUGAUGGGCGUGCCGUUCCUCGUGGCGCCCACCGAGGCCGAGGCCCAAUGCGCCGAGCUGGCCCGCGCUGGCAAGGUGUACGCCGCCGCCAGCGAGGACAUGGACACGCUGUGCUUCAACACGCCCAUUCUGCUGCGCCACCUGACGUUCAGCGAGCAGCGCAAAGAGCCGAUCCAGGAGAUUCACCUCGACAAGGUCAUGCAGGGGCUCGGCAUGGAGCGCCCGCAAUUUGUCGACCUGUGCAUUCUGCUGGGCUGCGACUACCUCGACCCCAUCCCCAAGGUCGGCCCGCACACGGCCCUCAAGCUCAUUCGCGAGCACGGCUCGCUCGAGAACGUCGUCGCGUUCAUGAAGUCGGACAAGAAGCAAAAAUUCGUCAUCCCCGAGGACUGGCCCUACGAGGACGCGCGCGAGCUCUUCUUCAAGCCCGACGUGCGCGCCGCCGACGACCCGCUGUGCGACUUCAAGUGGGACCGCCCGGACAUCCCCGGCCUCGUGCAGUUCCUGGUCAACGAAAAGGGCUUCUCGGAAGACCGUGUGCGGUCGGGCGCGGCGCGUCUCGAGAAGAACCUAAAGGGCACGCAGCAGCAGCGCCUCGAGGGGUUCUUCAAGGUGGUGCCCAAGACGGAGGCGGAGGUCAAGGCGCAGAAGCGCAAGCUGGACGAGAAAAACGAGGAGAAGAAGAAGCGGCUCAAGGAGGAAAAGAAGGACAAGGCCAAGGCCAAGGCAAAACCCCGGGGCGGUGCGUAA